Messenger RNA from Sparassis crispa, 207 nucleotides. RefSeq lists its product as hypothetical. NCBI's taxonomy places the organism in Eukaryota, Fungi, Basidiomycota, Agaricomycetes, Polyporales, Sparassidaceae. The transcript has a single exon. The coding region runs from base 1 to 207 and encodes 68 amino acids. The record is from RefSeq and is a predicted model, not a curated record.
AUGAUUGGCGCUGUCGUGUCGGUUUCGCCGGUUGAACCUGACCCCGACAUCCGCAACGUCCUCGACCGCAUAGAGCGCAGCGGUGGCGCGCGGACGCUCGGCGCUCAGCGACCCCUGCUUUGUGGGCGCUCUUCUUAUGACUCGGCGCCGACGUUCAAGUGUAGCGCAUUUGCGUGCUAUGAGUUGCACGAUGUAUUCCAAGUGUGA